Linum trigynum is the source of this 2775-nucleotide messenger RNA. NCBI's taxonomy places the organism in Eukaryota, Viridiplantae, Streptophyta, Magnoliopsida, Malpighiales, Linaceae. The record is from the annotation of a GenBank genome assembly.
UAGAAAACUAGCUGAUAGACACUCUUCACACCAUGCCCCUACAUCCCGAUCAAUUAGAAAGGGACCUCCUUUCUCACCCAUCAAUGACACAUAAUCAAGUGGUAUUGGCAGAUUAGGAUGAAGCUCGGGAACCCAAUCAAUCCAUCAAUACACUUACCCUAACCAACUAGCCAGCAUAGCCCAACAAGAAGCAAAAACCUACCAUGCAUCACACUAUGUCGAUCCCAUGAGGGUCAGGACCCCCUUUGGGCAUCCAGGUUGAGCCGUUAGGUAAACAUUUUCCUCUGUAAAUACAUGCUAGAAGAGAUUCGGGCUCUGCAUAAUAGGUCAUCCAAAAUUUCCUAACAUAGUCUGAUUAAACUGCUCAAACCGGCAGAAGCUUAGUCCCCUAUUCUCCUUACUCCUUCUCAAUGAGCUGCAAGAAGCCCAUCGAUCACCUCAUCUCCCACCAAAAUCGUGCCAUGUACUUGUCCAGUUCACGACACAAGGUAGCCGAUAACUGAAAACAAGACAUGACAUGCACCAACAAUGUCGCGAUAACAUAUUUAACAACAGUUCCCUUUGCCGCCCAUGAUCAGUGAUGUUUCCAUCUUUGUAGAUUCUCUAGGAGCUUCUCCUCUAAGUAACUUGCUAGGAAAUGUACCCCAACAAUCCAAAUAAACUUUUCCUUCAAUAUCAAUAUCUAAAAUGCCAUAUAUCUUCUUAAAAGAAUUUUGCAAUAGCAUAACAAUUCAAACACGUCUUAAACAACAACACAUAUUUUAUCGGAUAGAUCCACCCAUGAGUUUGAUACAUGCAUUUAGGUCCUCUCCCUAAAAUAAGCAUGCAAAUGGCUUAGUCCAUUUGUGCUCCUCUCCAAUAAGUCGAUCGGAUUACCGAAAUCAAUGGAACCAACUUGGAGCCUCACCAUCAAAAUUCCCACAUGCAAUUUCGAAUCGUUCAUUUUUUUGUGUUUUUUCACAAACCCUCUCCUCCUCCUUCGUUCAACCACACGCUACCUCCUUAGAUUUCUCUCCACCUUUUUCUUCUUCUUACCCCAAUCGGCAUUCUUUCACAUACUUUCGUCUCAAUUCAUUAUUGCAUUUUCACAUCCUUCUCUUCUUCUAGUUUUUCAUUUUGGUUUGGUUUUGGUUGGAUUGUCGACGUUAUCAUGUCAACAAGUGGUGGCGGCAACCAAUUGAUAUCUGUUCAUCCCGAUGAGCUCAGGUUUAUAUGUAAGUACUCGAACUUGGAUUCGAUUUUAUGAUUUAUUGGGUGGGCAAUUCCUUUCUCAGGAAACAUUUUUCUGUUUUUACUAACAUCGUUAUAAUGAUAACUAAAUAUUCUUCUUUUGAACUAAGCCUAAUUUGAACUUAAAAAAAGUUCCAACCUUUUGACAAUUUGAUAUAUUCAAUAAAGCAUGAAUCAUGAUCACAUUCCAAAAAUUUAUUCUGAAUUGAGGAUGCGACGAUGAUUAUGGGAAAGUUGAGCACAUCGAUAUAUUGUUGGAGUAGUCUAUUUGAUUCAAUUGUGGAAUCUUAAGCGACAUUUAGACAAAGUUUUGCACCGUUCAAUCAAAUUCUUAAUUGUGGAGUCUAUUUGAUUAUAUAAUGUUGCUUGUUAUAAUUCACUAAUCUUAUAAUUCAUGUUGGUGGUGAAAUUAGUUGAAUUGGAAAAGCAGAGCUUUUGUGAUCUUAAAGUUGUGAACAACACAGAGAAUCAUGUUGCUUUUAAGGUCAAAACUACAUCACCUAAGAAGUACUUUGUAAGGCCAAAUUCUGGAGUUAUACAGCCUUGGGACUCUUGUAUCAUCAGAGUUACUUUGCAAGCACAGAAAGAAUGCCCUCCAGAUAUGCAAUGCAAAGAUAAAUUCUUGUUGCAAAGCACAACAGUGCCUCAGCAUACUGAUGUAGAUGACCUACCUGCAGAUAUAUUCACCAAAGAAAGCAAUGGGAAGGUGGAGGAGUGCAAGCUAAGAGUUCUAUACAUUCCUCCCUCCUCAGCUCAAGGGAAUGGAGAAGAAGAUGGUCUCACAAGCUGUAGGCAGAGCUUCGAUGGCAAUGUAGCUUUGCAAAGACUAAAAGACGAAAGGGAUGCUGUUGUAAGUAAGACACAACAGCUGCAACAAGAACUAGAUUUAUUGAAGCGUCGAAAAUAUCGAGAAAAAGGCCCAGGAUUCUCUAUCACAUUUGCAUUGGUCGCUGGGCUUAUCGGCAUCAUCCUUGGCGUAUUGAUCAAACUUUGGCUUUCUUCUCCAUCGGCCAUAGAAAAUAAAGAAGUUUUGACAGAGAUUUUGACGCCACCGCCAGAAUUAUAAGUAUUUUCUUUCAGUUCCCCAUAACCUUACAUUCAAUUUGUUAGCCCUACAUUCGAUUUUGUUUUAUAUGUUUGAAAGAAGAAAGAUGAUGGACAGACCCUUCUACUUCGUUUUCGAUUCCAUUUUUUGUAUUUUUAUUUGUAUAUCAAUGGUCGUAAAGACCUAAAAAAAGUAUAUGAUCUUUUUUAUUGUUGGUAAAACAUUACCAAUAUUUAGCAUAGUAACUCUUACAAUUAUUGCUUCCCAUAUUCAUUGGAGAAACACAAUAGUGCAGAAUUAUCAUAAUUGUUUAGAUCAUUUGCAAGAUUAAGGACUCAUCUGGCUCUUACGCAAACUUCAAGAACUUCUAGAGCUAAAACAUGGAGUUUUAGGACUGAAAUAGGCAUUUUCGCCACAAGUGAAAAAUGAUGGGGAUUGCUAUUCGUCGCCCUAAAAAUCGUUAUUCGUCGCCCUAAUUAUAUUAAAUUUACUUUAAUGCC